AUGUGUCUUAUCCUCCAGCCAACCUCCCAAUGCAAGGUGUGUCUCCAACUCACCCGACUCGAAGACGUAAACCAAUUCUGCGCCAACACCGUCAACAUCCCUAGCGGCACUGACUGGGCCAACAUCUCACCUUCCAUCCUAGGCUCCUGCGGCACCCUAAAGCUGACGAGAGUCCAACGUCUUGCUCAGUUCGUCUGCGAACACUGCCGCUGGUCGGCAGAACAGGCAGCCAAUGACUUUUACGAGUUCCUCUAUCCGUCCCCGCACAAGUACUUUGGAGAAUCGGCCCACGGCUUCGCUGAAGAGUUCUUGAGCCGUCCGAGUGCGCCUUCUCCCGGGAAGCAACGUCCGUUUCCCCGGAAUAACAAGGCUUGGUCGGUUUCGCCCCAGUCUGAGGCGUCGUCUGAGGCAUCAGUUGCCACGACGCACUUGAAUCACCGCUCAACUCUGGACCCGCCGGCGAGAUCCAAGUAUGAGUUCCACUCUUCAUCAAGUGUGUAUUCAUGUACUAGUGAGUCAAGCGAUGAAGACAGUCUGGAGGAUAAUCAGAACGACAGCCGAUGCCUUCGAUGGGCCAAUUCGGUAGACCUUAUGAACAGCAAACAACAGCCACCACCUCUGAACAUGCUGAUCGAUCAGACCCAGAACCUUCCGGAUACCCCCAAGUCCGCCAAGCAACUCCGGGUCGUAUCAUCUUGGGGCGCGAGGGCCGCUCACAACCCCGAAGAAGACCCCUGGUGGCUACCCGAGACCUGGGGUGCCAUACAGGACCUCACCGACGAUCUUGUCGAAUAUCUCAGCAAGGCUGAGCUUAUUAGCACCUUUCACGGCCACAGUGUUCACGUCUCUCGCAACGAAAACGAUACAAGUGCCUGGGACGAGAGCCUCACCGUCAUCAUCGUGACGCCUGGAGGAACAAGAGCCCGUAUCAUGACUGGGGAAGUGUAUCAGCAGGGCGUAAGCCUGGCGGGCCUCCGCAUGAUUGAUCGGGCUCGGUACCAGCACAUCUCCAAGAAGGAGAAGAAGCAUAUGGAAAAGGCGGGACUCGGCUGCAUCUUCUACCCGUGUAGAGUCGCGAGUUGUCCGCUUUCUCAUAAGAAAGAUCAGCAUCAGCCGUGGCCUUCGAAUGGCGAGAGCUUGCUUGCUGGCUUAGAAAGGGGAUACCGGAUGCGGAAGAACUGGAAGUCUCGGGCUACUAUUUCUGCCUCUAUGGCGCCGACGCUGACUCCUCGUCAGUAUUCAUCCCCGUCCCCUGUUCGAGGUCGAUCGCUUGUUGUUGAUGGGGGACUUUCCCGCCGUCGACCGGCUCCGCUGGAUCUGACAAGGACAAAAGAAGUGAGAUUCACUGAUGCAGCAGAUGUUACUGAAUCGACCUGGUCCCGUGGAGAUGUGACGCCUCAUCCGAGCAGUCUUCAGACAGCAAUCUCAGAUGAGGAGGAGGAGGGUCCCCUCAAGACGCCUGACUGGUUCGAACCUCUCAUGAAUACACCACUCAAGGUGAAAGGCGAUAUGAUGGUGAAGUACGGGGGUAGAGCUGGUAGAGUUCGACCCCAGAACUACGACUUGAACCCGGCUAGCGAGAGCAAUGAAUCAUCACUUCCACAUGGUCGUUCCGAGACAAGUCGACAGCAGAUUCCCCAGACUCGGGGUGCCUCAAUCUUUGGGCAAGUAUACAACGCCAGAAGGGCUGCGGCUGAUUCAUCAUGCGACGACACCUCCAAGUUGCGUGCCCUACCCAUGCUCUGA
Colletotrichum abscissum is the source of this 1746-nucleotide messenger RNA. RefSeq lists its product as uncharacterized. The coding region runs from base 1 to 1746 and encodes 581 amino acids. The transcript is spliced from 2 exons. The record is from RefSeq and is a predicted model, not a curated record. NCBI's taxonomy places the organism in Eukaryota, Fungi, Ascomycota, Sordariomycetes, Glomerellales, Glomerellaceae.